AUGUUCAUGUUGCGUUUAGAUAGUGGUGGAUUUCAAAUGGUAUCAUUAUUAAAGUUGGCAUCGAUAACAGAAGAAGGCGUUGAAUUUCAAUCACCUCACGACAACACCAAAAAAAUGUUAUUAACACCUGAACAUUCAAUGUCAAUACAAAAUUCAAUUGGUGCCGACAUUAUAAUGCAAUUGGAUGAUGUUGUGUCAUCCUUAACAACAGGUCCUAGAGUUGAAGAGGCAAUGCAUAGAAGCAUUAGAUGGUUAGAUAGAUGUAUUAAAGCUCAUAAAAAACCUGAUGAACAAAAUCUAUUUGCUAUAAUACAAGGUGGAUUGGAUGCAGAUUUAAGGAAAAAAUGUCUUCAAGAAAUGAUUAAACGUGACACACCUGGAUAUGCUAUUGGUGGAUUAAGUGGUGGAGAAGAAAAAGAUAUUUUUUGGAAAAUGUAA
Molecule: messenger RNA, 438 nt
Organism: Entrophospora sp. SA101
Lineage: Eukaryota; Fungi; Glomeromycota; Glomeromycetes; Entrophosporales; Entrophosporaceae
Source: the annotation of a GenBank genome assembly